Funneliformis geosporum is the source of this 438-nucleotide messenger RNA. NCBI's taxonomy places the organism in Eukaryota, Fungi, Glomeromycota, Glomeromycetes, Glomerales, Glomeraceae. The record is from the annotation of a GenBank genome assembly.
AUGUCAACCUCUAAACAAAAUAAAUCUUUAAAAACAAGUAUAAUUAAAGAUUUGGUUCCGCAACAAAAUCAUGAGUUUCAGCAAAUAAUUCAACCAAAAAAAUCAAUUAAAAUAAUUCGAUCAGGUAAAGUAAAAAAAUAUAUCGAAAAUGCUUUAUCAAUAUUUCAGGAUGAGAAAUCACGUGAGACGGUCGAAAAUGUUAUAGUUGUAUUCUCAGGAAAAGGUCAAGCUAUCAACAAGACUAUUACUGUAGUAGAAAUAAUUAAACGAAAACUAGAUGGAUCUUUGCAUCAAUACACUCAAAUUGGACGAAAUUUCUUAACAAAUGAAUACAAAGAAAAGGACCAAGGUUACGAAAUGAAUUUGGAUUAUGUAGAUCAAAAAGGACAAGAUGGGCAAGUACACAACACGGUCGAGAUUUGCUCAUUUAAGAUUUAA